Molecule: messenger RNA, 2313 nt
Organism: Hydra vulgaris (swiftwater hydra)
Lineage: Eukaryota; Metazoa; Cnidaria; Hydrozoa; Anthoathecata; Hydridae
Product: RAD50-interacting protein 1
Biological process (GO): retrograde vesicle-mediated transport, Golgi to endoplasmic reticulum; regulation of ER to Golgi vesicle-mediated transport; endoplasmic reticulum to Golgi vesicle-mediated transport
Cellular component (GO): Dsl1/NZR complex
Source: RefSeq, a predicted model, not a curated record
ACAGUUACGAACCAAUUAGUAACAACGAUUCAGACGUUCGAAAUGUAAAAAAAUCUAACUAUGACACCUGAAGAUGGGGUUAACGCCGUUACUGAACUCUUUGAUGCCAUUUUUGGAGAAGAUUAUGAAUGUUUGAGAAAUGUAGAAUGUAUUUUAGAAGAAUAUAUUAACAAGAAAAAAAAAUUAUUAUUCACGAUUGGUGAGAAUGAAAAAAAUGAAGUUUUGGACCUUCAGAAGACUGUUGAAACAUGCCAUAUAUUAGAGGAAGACAUUACCACCAUAGCAAAUAAUUUGAAAAAUGUAUUUUCUCUUUAUGAUAAUCACAAACAUGUGUUUUCAAGUUUACUUACAAGUCUAACUGAGCUGAGCAAAGAAUUUAAUCAUGAACGUAACAAGUACCUGUAUUUGCUUUGGUUGAAAGAAGUAGACGAUUUGAGCGAGGAGACUUUAUCGUGUAUAGAAAAGAAAAACUUCAUGCAGGCAAUUAACAGUCAUAAGAAAUUAUUCAUAAUUUCAUCCACUCUACAAAACUCAAGUUGCAACAAUUUGAAAACAUACUCUUAUAAAAAAUGUGAGCUCUUGUAUACUGAACUAAAAGCCCAUUUAUCUAGCGCAUUAGAAGUGGUUUUGAAAUCAAUUAGUUAUCCAUUUGCCACUGGUGUUAGGUCACCUCACUUUAAUAAAAAAGAUGGAACAGAAGAUCAUCUGAAAAGUCUUGUAGCUUCUAUUGCUCAGCUUAAUUCAUUAUCAUCAUUAAAAUAUGGAAAUUUGUUAAAUGAACUUUUAGUAAAACCAAUAAAAAAGCGCUUUAAAUAUCAUUUUUAUGGCAACAGACAUACAAACAAUCUGGAUAAGCCAGAAUGGUAUUACACACAAGUCCUCAAUUGGAUUCACGACCAUGCAAGUUUUUUGGAUUUUAUUCAGUCAAUUUUGACUGAAAAUAAAAGUUCAUGUAUUAUCAAGAAAGAAUUUUGUCUGUCACUUAUUAAAUUGUGUGAAGUGAAGCUGCAAUCAGUACUUAGUGGUUGUUAUGAUAAUGAUCUGCGGUUAGCUCAUUUAAUUGACGAAACUAUUCUUUUUGAAAAAGAGGUCCAGGUUUGUAUCCCUAACUAUUCUCAACAUGAUGGAUGUCUAAAAGUUUUGCUCACAGAGGAAAAUCUCUUGCUUUGGAUUGGUUUAGAGAAAAGAUUCGGAUUAGGAUUCAUUUCUGAUGUCUUGAGGUCAGAUAAUGAGAAGUCAUGGCAAUCAAGAUUAAACAGUUUGUUAUCUGAUUACAAUAACAGUAUUAUUUAUUUUGUACCGAAAUGUGUGGAAGAUUUUAUGACUUUGAUAACUGUAAUGUCAGAUCGUCAUAGAACAUUUAAAGAGCCUGUUGCUGAGGCUAAAUUUUUUAGCCUUUUGAUAAACCUACUUGAUACAUUUAUUAAUCAAUUAAAAUCGUUGUGUUUCCAACCAUCAUCACCACAGUAUUUCUCCAUAAUGAAUGGUGUCAUUUAUAUGCAACAAGUUUUACAAGAAUGGUCAACUGAUCUUUAUUUUAUUCAAAUGCAUGCUUAUGAAUGUGGAAACAAUGCACAAAACACUGAUAAAACUGUUUUUGAAGAUCAUUUGGUGUCACUAGAGAGUUUUUCUAAAAACCUUGUUCAAUCUCUUGUAGAACACAUAAAACAUAGUUUACAAAGUGAUGUUAAAAAAUAUCAAGCUGAAAAAUGGCAUUCUCUUCCAUUACCAAAAGAUAUUUUAAUGCCUUCAAUAUCACCCAGUGCUUGUAAUGUGUUUUUGUUUGUUAAAAACUACUUGCAUUCUCUAGAACAAAAACUUUGCACUGAAAUCUUUGAAAGAGUGUGGAAACAGUCAGCUAAAAUGUUGGAUGAAAUGAUAUUUUAUAAUGUUGUUCUAGAGUCUCAUUUUAAUGGUGGAGGGGCAGCACAAUUGCAGUAUGAUAUCAAUAAAUUAUAUACCUUGUUUAGCAACUAUUCAAAACGACCAGAAACAUAUUUUAAACUAUUAAAAGAUAGUUGUGUUCUUCUAAAUAUUCUCCCAGGUACUGCAAUUCUUUUGAAGCAAAACUUCAAACAAGCCGAUGAAUUGAAAACUGGCGAAGAAAAAGAGAGCUUAGUUCGAACUUCUUUAACAGAUAUUGGUAUUUGCAAUCUUUCAUUUUCUUGUGCUCAUCAGUUGCUUAAUUCCCGAAUAGAUUGGCCAAGAGUUUUGUGAACUUUUAUUAUUGCGAAUAAUACUGGGACACUGAUAUUAUAUUACAAUAUUACAUUAUAUGAUAUUAUAUUACAAUAUUACACUGAUAUUAUAUUA